Molecule: messenger RNA, 2708 nt
Organism: Aethina tumida (small hive beetle)
Lineage: Eukaryota; Metazoa; Arthropoda; Insecta; Coleoptera; Nitidulidae
Product: spondin-1
Exons: 8
Coding region: 187-2598 (803 amino acids)
Biological process (GO): cell adhesion
Cellular component (GO): extracellular matrix
Source: RefSeq, a predicted model, not a curated record
AGCCGAUAUAUAAGAUAAUUUUGAACAUUUCUCCAUCGCAUUUUGUAAAUUAUACGCAUGAUCCGUGUUGUGUUAAAACGUCCUAGCUGUCAAGUUUUAGUGUCUGUGAUUUUUUUUUAAUUUUCGGGUAUUUUUGUGAUGUGUUUUUAGUGGCCUUUCUUUAUUAGAAAAUCAAACUAAUACAAAAUGCGAUACAGAAACCUUGUGAUAUUUUUCGGGUUCAUAGUAACCUUGAUCUACAAAGCCAACGCCAAAUCCAAAUGUAUAACACCCAUGGGUGUAACUAAGCCGCGAAACAGAAACGACGUCGGAAGAUAUAUACUGGACAUUCCAGGCAACCCUAAAACCUACAUGCCAGGCGAAAAAUACAAUGUUUCCCUAAAGGUGAAUCCGAUUUCGAGAACGCCGAGAAGUUUUAAGAACUUCAUGGUAACACUAGAAUCAGAAGUGGACGACUCAACGUACGAUCCGAACACGAUCCAAAACGUGGGAAGGUUCCAAUUCGGUUACGACUUGCUUUCCAUGUCAUCCAACAUUUGCCCCAACACCAUAAUCGAAUCUAACGCUUUGCUGAAAACGGAAGUUCAACUUUUCUGGAUAGCGCCUCCUCCAAACAGUGGGUGCGUAUCAAUUAAAGCCACAGUGGUUGAGUCUAAAGAGAAUUGGUACAGUGAAGAUGGAGAACUGACUAAAGUUCUGUGCGAGGAAACGUCUGAUAAUGAGGACACUCAACCUCCUAUUUUGAAACAUUGCUGCGCUUGCGAGGAAGCCAAAUACGAAAUUGGGUUCGAAGGUUUAUGGACAAGGAAUACACACCCUAAAGAUUUCCCAUCAGACGUCUGGAGCACAAAGUUCAGUGAAAUUAUCGGAGCUUCGCAUAAAAACGGACACACCUUCUGGCGGUACGGAGAUAUUGCCAGUGAUGGAGUUGCUGAACUGUCACAGACUGGUAACACCAGGAAGCUGGAGGAAGAACUCAAAGACAUGAGUGAAAACAUCAGGACGAUCAUCAAAGCGAAAGGUUUACACUAUCCAAACAUCACCUUGACAUCAUUCGCAGUCUUCAGAGUGGACAAUCAGAACCAUCUCAUAUCUGUAAUGUCUAAAAUCAUGCCGUCACCAGACUGGAUUGUGGGUGUUUCCAACCUAGAACUGUGCAAAUCCGAUUGCACAUGGGAAGAAAGCAGAGUUCUAAACUUGUUCCCUUGGGACGCCGGAACUGACGACGGCUACUCCUACACCUCACCCAGUGAGCCUUCACUUGUUCGCCAACCGAUGCGCAGGAUUAAAUCGAACAGUCCAAACGAUCCAAGAUCUCCGUUUUACAAUGAACAAGGCGAGGACAUGAAACCGAUAGCGAAGCUGCGAUUGAACCGACGAAGAUUAUACGAAAAAGUGUGCGACCCAUCGUUACGCAUGUACCAACCGGACGGAGAAUUAGAAGAUGACGAAACUGGACCAUGCGCGACGACACCAUGGAACGACUGGUCGGCUUGUUCCAAUCCUUGCGGGCCCGGAUUCAUGUACAGGCAGAGAAGUUACGUAACGCCUGAGAACGAAGAGGACUGUAACAAAAUAUUGGUGGAGAACCAGCGCUGCUUCGGCAAGUCCAGGGGAUGUAAUUUGGAGGAUGGAGAUGAGGGAGUCACUACAGGUGAGGAAGAAGAAACGACGGAAGAAGCGGUACCGGAGGAUGAAAGAUGCGAACUUGGAGAAUGGAGUGAGUGGUCCAGUUGCAGUGCGGUUUGCGGCAAGGGUACCAGAACGAGAGACAGGAAGUACAAGUAUCCACAAUUUUCUGAGUUAUGUGGAGGCGAUUUGCAAGAGAACGAAGAGUGCGACGGUGCUGAGGAAUGUGAGGAAAACUCACAGGAGACUGACAUGCCGGAAGAAUGCUUGUCCGUCGAAAUUUGGGGAGAGUGGAGUCCAUGUAACGAAACUUGUGGAACUGGUAUUAAGGUGCGGUACAGAACAAUGAAAGACGAUGGAGAAGAUAAUUGUCCAAAUCUACCACAACAGGAAAUCGUGGAAUGUUAUGAGCCACCUUGUCAUAUCGAAAACUUCGAUCUGUCAAUACCUACGCGCAAUCAAGUAUCGGAGUGGCCGCGUGAAAAUUCCGCAAAAGUUAUCAAUUGCAAAGUAACUAAAUGGAGUCCUUGGAGUGCCUGCAAGAUCACCAACGGAGAAUCAUGCGGCAAAGGCUAUAUGCAACGAAUCAGAUAUAUUAAGGUGCACCCGAAAAACGGUGGUAAAAAAUGUCCAACUUCACUAUUUAAACGCAAAAAAUGCAACAUCCCCUGUGAAGAAGAGACGGAGCCACCAACUGAAGACCCUAACGAAACGUCUCCAAUGUGGGGUCCUGGAUUUGCUUCCACGGACGAGAAUGAAAAACAGCAGGAAUACUCGGGUAAUGAAUGCAUAAUGUCCGAUUGGACGAAAUGGUCACCUUGCAGUACAAUUUGUGGUGGCUCUUCGUUCAGACAGAGAACCAGAUAUCCGGUUUACCAGCCGAAGGGGGUUGAGUGUCCGGAGAGGCUCCAGGAGAAGAAAUGUCCGCUACCUUUGGCGUGUACCGACACCGGAAAGGCACCUUUGUAGUUAAAUAAUAUGAAUUUAUUUUAAUUAGUUAAGAUUUUGUACGGUCUGAUUUUUAAACUUAAGAUAUAUUUAUUAGGAUAAAUUAUUAUUAAAUUAUACUGGUUUUCUUG